This is a messenger RNA of Xylona heveae TC161, 621 nucleotides long. RefSeq lists its product as hypothetical. The transcript has a single exon. NCBI's taxonomy places the organism in Eukaryota, Fungi, Ascomycota, Xylonomycetes, Xylonales, Xylonaceae. The record is from RefSeq and is a predicted model, not a curated record. The coding region runs from base 1 to 621 and encodes 206 amino acids.
AUGACGGGCCCCGGCGCGCCCAACGACAUCACUGCCGUGGCCACCGUCUCCAACAUCCCUACCGGUACCCCUCAUGCUAUAAGCUCAGGACACAACAAGCUCACCGAGUGGGAUGGUACUGCUCCUGCUCCUGCUUUUUCUUCUAGCUCAGAUGAAAAUUCUUUGAUACGAACUCUUCCAGAAUCGACGUCGACACGUUCAAGGCCCAAUUUUCAUGUGCAGACACCUCUUCCUGCAUCGGAGCUUAUAGACUGCUUCGAUAUUGCGGAAAAGAAAUUAACUACGUCAAAACUCGAGGCUCACCGAGUAUCCUGCUAUUGGAUUCCCUCCAUUAGUGGAUUCAUUCCUGGUCCUGGCGGUCAGGCAACACCAAUCCACUCUCGCCAGAAUUCGUGUCAAGGGUUUGGUCGUCCGGUGCUCUACAAAUCUAACAGCUCAACGACGUCGACCAGGACACAGCCGAGUUCAAGCGUUAGUCGCUUACCGUUGCUGAGAACCAUCUCCUCGUCGUUCGCUGAGCUUAGUUUUCCUGCAACACGUCCUUCUGCCAUGGCGACACAGGAGGGCGUUAAUGCUCAGCGAGCGACGGCCUUGUUAAGGCAAGCCAUACUGCAGAGGUAA